This is a messenger RNA of Diabrotica virgifera virgifera (western corn rootworm), 10547 nucleotides long. RefSeq lists its product as uncharacterized. The coding region runs from base 93 to 10547 and encodes 3484 amino acids. The transcript has 26 exons. Gene Ontology annotation, molecular function: nucleic acid binding; chitin binding. Lineage: Eukaryota; Metazoa; Arthropoda; Insecta; Coleoptera; Chrysomelidae. Gene Ontology annotation, cellular component: extracellular region. The record is from RefSeq and is a predicted model, not a curated record. Gene Ontology annotation, biological process: DNA integration.
UUUCGAUUUAAAAGCUAUAACAUGUAUCAUAAAUCAUUUUUGUAUAACAAAAAUAUCGUCCCAUUCUCUACAUAUUUUUCGAGUGAUAAAAAAUGCGCACUUUUGUACUAAAUUUUGAAAAAAGUUGGUUAUACAUCGUGCUAUAUUAUUAUUUUGGAUGUGUAUUUGUGAAAACUCACCCUGUGUGUCCGCCACGAGAUGGUCAGGAAUCAAUCUACCAUCCUCAUGAAGAUUGUACAAAAUUUUGGCAGUGUUCCAAUGGGGUCCCUUAUUUAUUCAACUGUCCACCAAGUCUUUAUUUUAAUACAAAAUUAAACGUUUGCGACUGGCCGUACAAUGUGCAAUGCCCCCCACCCACAACUCAACCAACAACAACCUUAACCAACAAACCGCCAAUAGUGACCACCAAACAACCCCCACCUUUGACAACAACAACUCAAAAAACACCAUGGAGUUCUGAAAGCACCGGAACAACAGAUACAUCUGAAAUAACUUCCAUCUUACCAAGUUCACAAUUUACUACUAUAGAAACAUCUUCAAUCGGAACAAUAUCUGAUAAUACAAAAGUAUCUAUUAGUACCUCAAAAGCUACUACUCCUAAGAUUACUAGUACAUCAACAGCUGCACCCAAUACUUACGACACGACGGAUAAAUCUACAGAUAUAAGUUCAAAACCUACUAUAAGUACCAGCUCAAAACUUAGUACUCUAUCAACAUAUGUUACUACUACCUCAAACAUUCCUACAAUAUCUUCUAUUAAAACUAGCACUUCACGAAGUACUUUAGAGCCCUUAACAUUCCAGACUACGUCUUUACUAACUUCAGAUGGUAGUAAUUCAUCCUCAGAACUACCAAGUACUGCUGAAGCAUCGACGGUCACAAUACCAAUAGUCUCAUCAGAAUAUACUUCUACAUCUUCACCAAACACUCCUAAAUCUUCAACACUAUCUUCUACACAAAGCAGUCCAACCGAUACGACUAGGAUAAGUACCAAAUCUACAACUGCUACUUCUUCAGAAACCAAUACCUCUGAGUCGGAUUCAUCAGUAACUACAACAUCACAUACUACUGAUGACCUUGAUGAUACAGAUACAACUCAAGAUAGAUUGACUUCAUCGGAUACUUCAAAAAUUACAUCAACCACUGAACUUGUUAUAUCAAGUAGAAUACCUCAAAGUACCACAAGCAUAACGACAAUGCUAGAAGAUGAUAUUACUACAGAUGAAUUUACAGAAACUACUGAUAGUAUAAAUGAUACAAGUCAUACAACAGACAGUGAAAAUAUACCAAAUUCUAGUAAGAUAACUACACCAGAAGAAUUUAUAGAAGAAACAUCUACCACAGAAACAAAAGAAGAUGCAAGUAUGACUUCUACUUCAACAACAGGGAAUGAUAAUAUACCAAGUUCUAGUAAAACAACUAUAACAGAAGAAUUUACAGAAGAAAAAUCUACUGCAGAAUCUACUUACAGUACUAAUAAUCAAGGGAAUAAUACAGAAACAAAAGAAGAUGGAACUAUCAUUUCUACAUCAACAACAGAUAAUGAGAAUAUACCCAAUUCUAGUAAAACCACUAUAACAGAAGAAUUUAGGGAAGAAACAACUAUUACAGAAGCCAGUUACAGUACUAAUAAUUAUGACAAUACUACGGAAACAAAAGAAGAUGAAAGUAUAACAUCAACAACAGAUGGUUCAACGAGCACAAGUAUAAAACAUAUAACCAGUACUAGUACGGAAACAAUUGGAUCUGAGAGUUCUAUUGAUAUAUCUUCAAGUAGUAUAGAAACAGAAGAAGAUACAGAAGAAACAAUUACUACAGAAUCUACUUACAGUACUAAUCAUGAAGAGAAUACUACAGAAACAAAAGAUGAAAGUAAGAUUUUUACAUCAACAACAGACAAUGAGAAUAUUCCCAAUUCUAGUCAAACCACUAUAACAGAAGAAUUUACAGAAAUAACAACUACUACUUACAGUAUUAAUGAUGAAGACAUUACAACAGAAAUAAAAGAAGAUGAAAGUAUGACUACGACAUCAACAACAGAUGGUCCAACGAGCACCAGUACAAAACAUGUAACCAGUGCUAGUACAGAAACAAUUGGAUCUGAGAGUUCUGUUGAUAUAUCUUCAAGCAGUGUUGAAACAGAAGAAGAUACAGUAGAAACAACUACUAAAGAGUCUAUGUACAGUACGAAUCAUGAAGAGAAUACUAUAGAAACAAAAGAAGAUGAAACUAUCAUUUCUACAUCAACAACAGACAAUGAGAAUAUACCCAAUUCUAGUAAAAGCACUAUAACAGAAGAAUUUACAGAAAACAUAACUAUUACAGAAACUAGUUACAGUACCAAUAAUGAAGACAAUACUACAGAAACAAAAGAAGGUGAAAGUAUGGCCUCAACAUCAAGAACAGAUGGUUCAACUAGCACCAGUACAAAACAUAUAACCAGUACUAGUACAGAAACAAACGGAUCUGAGAGUUCUGUUGAUAUAUCUUCAAGUAGUAUUGAAACAGAUGGAAAUACAGUAGAAACAACUACUACAGAAUCUACAUACAGUACAAAUCAUAAUGAGAAUACUACAGAAACAAAAGAAGAUAAAACUAUCAUUUCUACAUCAACAACAGACAAUGAGAAUAUACCCAAUUCUAGUAAAAGCACUGUAACAGAAGAAUUUACAGAAAAUAUAACUAUUACAGAAGCUAGUUUCAGUACCAAAAAUGAAGACAAUAAUACAGAAACAAAAGAAGAUGAAAGUAUGACUUCAACAUCAAGAACAGAUGGUUCAGCUAGCACCAGUACAAAACAUAUAACCAGUACUAGUAGUAAUGUUGAAACAGAAGAAUAUACAGAAGAAACUAUAACAGACAAUACUAGUACUACUGAAACAAGUGACAAUACUGUUAAUAGUUCUAGCAUAAUUGUUGAUACAACAACUUUUGAGACAAUCACAGAAAAAUCUAACGAUAUGAUUACAAGUAGUAUCACAGAUAGUAUUGCUAGUAUUACAGAAUUUUACACAAGAGAUUCAUCUACAGAAUCUGAUCCAAAUAGAACUGUAAUUACAGAUGAGACAAGUUCUAGUAGUAGCACUGUUGUAACUAGUAGACCUAUUAGCAGUAGUAGAGCUAUAUCUAGUAGUACCAUUAGUACCACAAGAGCAAAUGAAAAUCUCGAUUAUAUUUGUCAAAAUAAUCCUGGCCAAUAUUUUCUUACAGCCCACCCUGCCAAUUGUGCCUUAUAUAUUGCUUGUUCAUUUGGAAAGGCAAACAUUUACCGCUGUAGUAACGGACUCUGGUUUAGCAGCGGACACUUACGAUGCGUGGAGUCGCAUUUAUCGGAUUGUAAACGAAUGGACACGACCUCGAUAAUAAGUAGUGCGCCCUUUAUCACGACUAUUAUCGAUAAUAAUGAAAAUACUCAAAUAAUAUGUUCCGAUGUUAAUAAAAUAACUUAUAAUUGUCACCCUGAAUAUUGUACGAAGUUUAUUGUUUGUGUUCACGGCGUAGAGUAUGUUAUGGAUUGUCCAUCAGGACUAUGGUUUGAUCAGAAUUUGGAAAAAUGUGUUUAUCCACACAAUACUAAAUGUUUUGCUGCAAAAAAUAGAAAACUUUUAAGAACUAUGUCGAUAUUUGCUAAUAUAAAAGGAUACAUCCAUUCUUCAUUAAUAGACAAUUUUAGAUUUGAACCUAGUUUUUGCUUGUAUAGUAGAACGAUGGUUCCAGUUCUGAUUUUAUUCUUUUUUUGUGUUAGUGUCCAUUCUGGAUUGGCUAACGUAGAAUGCCCGAAAGUUGAUGGUCCGGACUCAGUUUACUAUCCUCACGAAGACUGUGCAAAAUUCUAUCAAUGUUCAAACGGAGUUCCUUACGUACACAACUGCUCGUCAGGUCUACACUUCAAUUCGAAGUUGAACGUUUGUGAUUAUCCAUUAGAAGCAGGCUGUGAAGAAAUUACAAUUGAUUAUCCGUCUAGUCCGCCUAGUGAUGAUAAUGGAGAUAAAAAUUUCUGCUUACUUAAAAGUUUUCUUUGUCCUCCUAUUGAUGGAUCGACUUCCGUAUAUUUCCCACAACAAAAUUGUACCAAAUUCUGUCAAUGUUCAAAUGGCGUUCCAUAUGAACACACAUGUCGAGACGGUCUUCAUUUUAAUCCCAUAUUAAACGUUUGUGACUGGCCUGAAAAUGCAGGAUGCAGAGGCUCAGAAACUCAUACAUGCCCUACUAUUACUACACCAUUUACACCAACAGAUUCAACCACUCCGAAUUCCAAUUCAUGCCAAAAAGAAGGAAUUGUCUGCCCAGCAGUAGAUGGACCCGACUCAGUUUAUUUUCCUCUCAGCGAUUGUACUAAAUUCUGCCAAUGUUCUAACGGUGUGCCAUAUGAACAUGAUUGUCCUGCUGGUCUUCACUUUAACCCAAAAUUGAACGUUUGCGACUGGCCACAGAAUGCAGGAUGCGGAGGCUCAGACACAGUGACAACAGAACAGACUGUCACACCAACACAAGAUAGUGGAAACAACACAAACCCAACUCCAGCUCCUAAUUCAUGUCAAAAAGAAGGUGUCGUUUGCCCAGCAGUAGAUGGACCCGAUUCAGUUUAUUUCCCUCUCAGCGAUUGUACUAAAUUCUGCCAAUGUUCCAACGGUGUGCCAUAUGAACAUGAUUGUCCUGCUGGUCUUCACUUCAACCCAAAAUUGAACGUUUGCGAUUGGCCACAGAAUGCGGGAUGUGGAGCCUCAGACCCAGUGACAACAGAACAGACUAUCACGCCCACAGAAGACAGUGGAAACAACACAAACCCAACUCCAGCUCCUAAUUCAUGUCAAAAAGAAAGUGUCGUUUGCCCAGCAGUAGAUGGACCCGAUUCAGUUUAUUUCCCUCUCAGGGAUUGUACUAAAUUCUGCCAAUGUUCCAACGGUGUGCCAUAUGAACAUGCUUGUCCUGCUGGUCUUCACUUCAACCCAAAACUGAAUGUAUGCGAUUGGCCACAGAAUGCAGGAUGCGGAGGCUCAGACCCAGUGACAACAGAACAGACUGUUACACCAACACAAGACAGUGGAAAUAACACACACUCAACUCCAGCCCCUAAUUCAUGUCAAAAAGAAGGUGUCGUGUGCCCGGCAGUAGAUGGACCCGAUUCGGUUUAUUACCCUCUCAGCAAUUGUACUAAAUUCUGCCAAUGUUCCAACGGUGUACCAUAUGAACAUGAUUGUCCUGCUGGUCUUCACUUCAACCCAAAAUUGAAUGUUUGCGAUUGGCCACAGAAUGCAGGAUGCGGAGGCUCAGACCCAGUGACAACAGAACAGACUGUCACAACAACACAAGACAGUGGAAACAACACAAACCCAACUCCAGCUCCUAAUUCAUGUCAAAAAGAAGGUGUCGUUUGCCCAGCAGUAGAUGGACCCGACUCAGUUUAUUUGCCUCUCAGGGAUUGUACUAAAUUCUGCCAAUGUUCCAACGGUGUGCCAUAUGAACAUGCUUGUCCUGCUGGUCUUCAUUUCAACCCAAAACUGAAUGUUUGCGAUUGGCCACAGAAUGCAGGUUGCGGAGGCUCAGACCCAGUGACAACAGAACAGACUGUUACACCAACACAAGACAGUGGAAACAACACAAACUCAACUCCAGCUCCUAAUUCAUGUCAAAAAGAAGGUGUCGUUUGCCCGGCAGUAGAUGGACCCGAUUCGGUUUAUUUCCCUCUCAGGGAUUGUACUAAAUUCUGCCAAUGUUCCAACGGUGUGCCAUAUGAGCAUGCUUGUCCUGCUGGCCUUCACUUCAACCCAAAACUGAAUGUUUGCGAUUGGCCACAGAAUGCAGGAUGCGGAGGCUCAGACCCAGUGACAACAGAACAGACUGUUACACCAACACAAGACAGUGGAAACAACACAAACUCAACUCCAGCUCCUAAUUCAUGUCAAAAAGAAGGUGUCGUUUGCCCGGCAGUAGAUGGACCCGAUUCGGUUUAUUUCCCUCUCAGCGAUUGUACUAAAUUCUGCCAAUGUUCCAACGGUGUGCCAUAUGAACAUGAUUGUCCUGCUGGUCUUCACUUCAACCCAAAAUUUAAUGUUUGCGAUUGGCCACAGAAUGCAGGAUGCGGAGGCUCAGACCCAGUGACAACAGAACACACUGUCACACCAACACAAGACAGUGGAAACAACACAAACCCAACUUUAGCUCCUAAUUCAUGUCAAAAAGAAGGUGUCGUUUGCCCAGCAAUAGAUGGACCCGAUUCGGUUUAUUUCCCUCUCAGCGAUUGUACUAAAUUCUGCCAAUGUUCCAACGGUGUGCCAUAUGAACAUGAUUGUCCUGCUGGUCUUCACUUCAACCCAAAAUUGAACGUUUGCGAUUGGCCACAGAAUGCAGGAUGCGGAGGCUCAGACCCAGUGACAACAGAACAGACUGUCACAACAACACAAGACAGUGGAAACAACACAAACCCAACUCCAGCUCCUAGUUCAUGUCAAAAAGAAGGUGUCGUUUGUCCAGCGGUAGAUGGACCCGAUUCAGUUUAUUUCCCUCUCAGCGAUUGUACUAAAUUCUGCCAAUGUUCCAACGGUGUGCCAUAUGAACAUGCUUGUCCUGCUGGUCUUCACUUCAACCCAAAAUUGAAUGUUUGCGAUUGGCCACAGAAUGCAGGAUGCGGAGGCUCAGACCCAGUGACAACAGAACAGACUGUCACACCAACACAAGACAGUGGAAACAACACAAACCCAACUCCAGCUCCUAAUUCAUGUCAAAAAGAAGGUGUCGUUUGCCCGGCAGUAGAUGGACCCGAUUCGGUUUAUUUCCCUCUCAGGGAUUGUACUAAAUUCUGCCAAUGUUCCAACGGUGUGCCAUAUGAGCAUGCUUGUCCUGCUGGCCUUCACUUCAACCCAAAACUGAAUGUUUGCGAUUGGCCACAGAAUGCAGGAUGCGGAGGCUCAGACCCAGUGACAACAGAACAAACUAUUACACCAACACAAGACAGUGGAAACAACACAAACUCAACUCCAGCUCCUAAUUCAUGUCAAAAAGAAGGUGUCGUUUGCCCGGCAGUAGAUGGACCCGAUUCGGUUUAUUUCCCUCUCAGCGAUUGUACUAAAUUCUGCCAAUGUUCCAACGGUGUGCCAUAUGAACAUGAUUGUCCUGCUGGUCUUCACUUUAACCCAAAAUUGAAUGUUUGCGAUUGGCCACAGAAUGCAGGAUGCGGAGGCUCAGACCCAGUGACAACAGAACACACUGUCACACCAACACAAGACAGUGGAAACAACACAAACCCAACUCCAGCUCCUAAUUCAUGUCAAAAAGAAGGUGUCGUUUGCCCGGCAGUAGAUGGACCCGAUUCGGUUUAUUUCCCUCUCAGGGAUUGUACUAAAUUCUGCCAAUGUUCCAACGGUGUGCCAUAUGAACAUGCUUGUCCUGCUGGCCUUCACUUCAACCCAAAACUGAAUGUUUGCGAUUGGCCACAGAAUGCAGGAUGCGGAGGCUCAGACCCAGUGACAACAGAACAGACUAUUACACCAACACAAGACAGUGGAAACAACACAAACUCAACUCCAGCUCCUAAUUCAUGUCAAAAAGAAGGUGUCGUUUGCCCGGCAGUAGAUGGACCCGAUUCGGUUUAUUUCCCUCUCAGCGAUUGUACUAAAUUCUGCCAAUGUUCCAACGGUGUGCCAUAUGAACAUGAUUGUCCUGCUGGUCUUCACUUUAACCCAAAAUUGAAUGUUUGCGAUUGGCCACAGAAUGCAGGAUGCGGAGGCUCAGACCCAGUGACAACAGAACACACUGUCACACCAACACAAGACAGUGGAAACAACACAAACCCAACUCCAGCUCCUAAUUCAUGUCAAAAAGAAAGUGUCGUUUGCCCAGCAGUAGAUGGACCCGCUUCAGUUUAUUUCCCUCUCAGCGAUUGUACUAAAUUCUGCCAAUGUUCCAACGGUGUGCCAUAUGAACAUGCUUGUCCUGCUGGUCUUCACUUCAAUCCAAAAUUGAACGUUUGCGAUUGGCCACAGAAUGCAGGAUGCGGAGGCUCAGACCCAGUGACUACAGAACAGACUGUCACAACAACACAAGACAGUGGAAACAACACAAACCCAACUCCAGCUCCUAGUUCAUGUCAAAAAGAAGGUGUCGUUUGUCCAGCAGUAGAUGGACCCGAUUCAGUUUAUUUCCCUCUCAGCGAUUGUACUAAAUUCUGCCAAUGUUCCAACGGUGUGCCAUAUGAACAUGCUUGUCCUGCUGGUCUUCACUUCAACCGAAAAUUGAAUGUUUGCGAUUGGCCACAGAAUGCAGGAUGCGGAGGCUCAGACCCAGUGACAACAGAACAGACUGUCACACCAACACAAGACAGUGGAAACAACACAAACCCAACUCCAGCUCCUAAUUCAUGUCAAAAAGAUAGUGUCGUUUGCCCAGCAGUAGAUGGACCCGAUUCAGUUUAUUUCCCUCUCAGCGAUUGUACUAAAUUCUGCCAAUGUUCCAACGGUGUGCCAUAUGAACAUGCUUGUCCUGCUGGUCUUCACUUCAACCCAAAAUUGAAUGUUUGCGAUUGGCCACAGAAUGCAGGAUGCGCAGGCUCAGACCCAGUGACAACAGAACAGACUGUCACACCAACACAAGACAGUGGAAACAACACAAACCCAACUCCAGCUCCUAGUUCAUGCCAACAAGAAGGUGUCGUUUGUUCAGCAGUAGAUGGACCCGAUUCAGUUUAUUUCCCUCUGAGCGAUUGUACUAAAUUCUGCCAAUGUUCCAACGGUGUGCCAUAUGAACAUGCUUGUCCUGCUGGUCUUCACUUCAACCCAAAAUUGAACGUUUGCGAUUGGCCACAGAAUGCAGGAUGCGGAGGCUCAGACCCAGUGACAACAGAACAGACUGUCACACCAACGCAAGACAGUGGACACAACACAAACCCAACUCCAGCUCCUAAUUCAUGUCAAAAAGAAAAUGUCGUUUGCCCAGCAGUAGAUGGACCCGAUUCGGUUUAUUUCCCUCUCAGCGAUUGUACCAAAUUCUGCCAAUGUUCCAACGGUGUGCCAUAUGAACAUAAUUGUCCUGCUGGUCUUCACUUCAACCCAAAAUUGAACGUUUGCGAUUGGCCACAGAAUGCAAGAUGCGGAGGCUCCGACCCAGUGACAACAGAACAGACUGUCACACAAACACAAGACAGUGGAAACAACACAAACCCAACUCCAGCUCCUAAUUCAUGUCAAAAAGAAGGUGUCGUUUGUCCAGCAGUAGAUGGACCCGAUUCGGUUUAUUUCACUCUUAGCGAUUGUACUAAAUUCUGCCAAUACCACUUUACGCGAUAUGCUGAGGCGAUACCCAUAAAAGACCUAUCGGCCGAAACUGUGGCGCGUGUUUUUGUGAACGAGGUCGUCCUUCGGCAUGGAGCGCCGGAGCGGUUACUGACGGAUCAAGGGACAAAUUUUGUUUCGGAGCUAAUGAAAGAAGUUUGUAGACUAUUGGGAAUCAAGAAGAUUCAAACCACGGCGUAUCGGCCCCAAGUAAAUGGACGGGUGGAGCGAUUGCACCGAACCUUUAUUGGAAUGGUGAAGCAUUAUGUGAACAGUAAGGCACGGGACUGGGACGAACAUAUAGGACUGGCGCUAAUGGCUUACCGGAGUGCGAAACAUAAUGCUACGGGCUUCACCCCAAAUUGGUUAAUCUUUGGGAGGGAAGUACAUAUUCCUUUUGACUGUGACGUGGGACCGAGAAUAGAUGACCGAGGAGAGUUAAGCUACCCAGCGGAACUGCGAAGGCGACUGGACGAGGCUUAUAUAUUAGCAGCAGAACAAGCGCGGAAACUAGAACAAACUAAUGCCGAGAGAAUGGAUCGGGGAAGGCACGAGAGAAAUUUAAAGGAGGGUGAUUAUGUAUAUAUUCAAAAUCCGAUCGUGCCCAGCGGAGUCAGUAAGAAGUUUUUCAAACCAUGGAGUGGGCCAUACAAAAUCAUAGAAAAACGCGGGGCUGUGAACUACGUGGUAGAUAAGGGCGACGGUAAGACCCAAACUUACCACAUAGAUCGGCUAAAAUAUUAUAAAGCCUGGGAAGAUCCAGACGUAUCGGAAGAACAAAUCGGCAACCAAGCAAAACCUACGUUAUCCCUUCCGCGAAUAAUAGAAGAUGGAGUAGAGGAGAGACCCAGGAUGACCGACGACGAGGGAAGCGACGAGGAAGGAGAGAUUGUAUGGGGUUAUGCAAGAGAGCCAGAGGUUGACGACGAUGACUUAGGGGGUACGGCAGAUAUUGGAGACGUUCCGGACGAAUCGAGAAUGAUAACCCCAAGAACGAGAAGGCCUCCACAGCGAUACACUCCAACCUCCGAUGGAGUUAACGAAAGUGAGUUCUGGACAGAUGACUCCGGUCUCAGUGAAGAACUGCAGGACUUACAGCAGCUUACGGACACCAACAGUGAAGAAGAGCAGAUGGUAACGGCAGAAGUAGGGGAAAGUUCGGGUGACGAGGAAAUCCUAGACGUAAUUAACGAAGCAACCGUGGAGGAACCUAGGUUAUCAAGAGGAGGCCGGCCUCAGCGAGAGAGGCGAAAACCCCUUAGAUAUCGUGUAGAGGAUUGA